Drosophila innubila is the source of this 792-nucleotide messenger RNA. RefSeq lists its product as uncharacterized. NCBI's taxonomy places the organism in Eukaryota, Metazoa, Arthropoda, Insecta, Diptera, Drosophilidae. The coding region runs from base 32 to 703 and encodes 223 amino acids. The record is from RefSeq and is a predicted model, not a curated record. The transcript has 2 exons.
AUUUGAUACAUAAAUUCGUAAAAGUAUAGAAAUGGAUAAUUUCUGUGUGCCCAAAGCAAUCAAUCGUCACGUGAUGCAGGCAUUUACUGCACUACAGGGCAAACGUUCGGGUACAAUGUUUGUGCUAGCGGAUUCAAUCAUACAACAGGUUCAAUACCAGAUGCGACGCAAUCGAAGGCUGCUUAAUGUGGAGUGUAAUGUCAAGAAGUGUCUCAGCUCCCUGACUCAUCUUGGCAUAUUGGUACGCUCCGGAACUUCUGAGUAUGCCUUGCGCCAAAAUUUAGAGUUUGACCAAGGUGUUAGUGCGAUUCCCUGGCAGACAAGCGAAUCAGCUAAAAAAAUCGUGAAACCUAAACGCACUGUGAAGAAGCCCAAAUCGCUGACGACAAAGUCAAGAAAUAUUAAAAAUGGCAUAAUUAAGACAAAGCUACGCGAGACAGUUGCCAAAUCAAUUGGUCCGACGUCCAAGUGUGAUCAUACCCAAUUCAAACGCAAUUGUGUCCAGUGCAUGGAAAGUCACCCGGCCUAUUCCGCGCUUCUAAAUUCAUUAAAUGAAAUUGGACGGCCAAUAAAAAAUAUGGCAAGAAGCGUCACUGACAUGGAAGUGGACCCAAUGAACCUUCAUACAGAAAGUCCAGAUGUUAAGGUUACAGCCGGAUUCAUUUCCAUUGUCAGCCCUUGUCUUAUUCCACAAUUUUAUUAGACACUUUUUGGACAAACUUAAUUAUUUGUACAACUCUUUGCCGAUUGUUUAAACCAUUCAAAUAAAUUGUAUUGCCAAGUGAAAAUGUA